AUGUCGCGCUGAGUGGCUUCUCAGGCUCAGGCCCCGAAAAGCUCAGGAAUCGGCCCCAGGUGUCCGUAGCGAAUGCCCGGCCGGGUACCAUUUCCAUAUUAGCAAAUCCCAAGCGGCGGUGCGAUCGGCAGCUUCUCAGUGCUCCGCUGGCCAGGCCUAACGAGUCGAACGCGGAACUAGAGAGCAGGCUAGGCCCGUGCGGGGCUGUUGCUCAGCAGGCCGGGCCUGGCUUUGGGCCCCGGGCCUCCCAGCCGGGGACUUUGCGCCUGCGCCCGUCCGGCUGCUGCCGGCUCUCCCGGUGCGGCCGCGGUCCCAGCAGCAGCGUGCCGCCUGGGUGGCUGGGCGGUCCAUGGGCAGCAGCGAGGGCCACGAUGACAGAUUACGGCGAGGAGCAGCGCAAUGAGCUGGAGGCUCUAGAGUCCAUCUACCCCGACUCCUUCACAGUACAGCUGUGCUGUGAGGAUGUUAAGGGGAUGAGUGAAGAGGGGUUUGAGAGUGUCAUUAACUGGAAAGAGGUUGCUGAGCUGCUGCCAACCUUGACAGGGGCCAGUGCUUCCCAGGGCUGGAGUGAGGCACAGGCUUUUCUCAGGGGCUCAGCAGCAAUCCCAGGUGUAUUAUCAGAAAAUCCACCCAGUUUCACCAUUACUGUGACAUCUGAGGCUGGAGAAAAUGAUGAAACUGUCCAGACUACCCUCAAGUUUACAUACAGUGAAAAAUACCCAGAUGAAGCCCCUCUUUAUGAAAUAUUCUCCCAGGAAAAUCUAGAAGAUAGUGAUGUCUCAGACAUUUUAAAACUAUUAGCAUUACAGGCAGAAGAAAACCUUGGUAUGGUGAUGAUCUUUACUUUAGUGACUGCUGUACAAGAAAAAUUAAAUGAAAUAGUAGAUCAAAUAAAAACUAGAAGAGAAGAAGAAAAGAAACAAAAAGAAAAAGAGGCAGAGGAAGCUGAAAAGCAAUUAUUUCAUGGCACUCCUGUUACAAUUGAGAAUUUCUUAAGCUGGAAGGCCAAGUUUGAUGCAGAACUCUUGGAAAUUAAAAAGAAACGAAUGAAAGAAGAAGAACAAGCAGGAAAAAAUAAAUUAAGUGGGAAACAGCUCUUUGAGACAGAUCAUAAUCUUGACACAUCUGAUAUCCAGUUUCUGGAAGAUGCUGGAAACAAUGUGGAGGUAGAUGAAUCUCUGUUCCAAGAAAUGGAUGACUUGGAGCUAGAGGAUGAUGAGGAUGAUCCAGACUAUAAUCCUGCUGACCCAGAAAGUGAUUUGACUGACUAAUGGACUGUCCCCAGCUGCAGAGAGGUGUGACUGCCACAGCAUCUGUGGCUGUGCUGAGGUGUUGAUUUUUCUUUCUUUUUUUCUAAGAAAAAAUAAUUUUCAGGAGAAUAUUCUUCUGAUAGCUUUCAUCAUUGAACUUAAUAAACUGACCUUAAAGUUUCAAAUA
Molecule: messenger RNA, 1437 nt
Organism: Lutra lutra (Eurasian river otter)
Lineage: Eukaryota; Metazoa; Chordata; Mammalia; Carnivora; Mustelidae
Gene: RWDD1
Product: RWD domain containing 1
Exons: 9
Coding region: 372-1271 (299 amino acids)
Biological process (GO): cytoplasmic translation
Molecular function (GO): protein binding
Source: RefSeq, a predicted model, not a curated record